This is a messenger RNA of Elgaria multicarinata webbii, 1762 nucleotides long. It is a transcript of the gene ARC, whose product is annotated as activity regulated cytoskeleton associated protein. Bases 397 to 1623 code for a protein of 408 amino acids. Gene Ontology annotation, cellular component: cytoplasm; actin cytoskeleton; plasma membrane. The transcript has a single exon. Gene Ontology annotation, biological process: cytoskeleton organization; regulation of neuronal synaptic plasticity; regulation of long-term synaptic potentiation. The record is from RefSeq and is a predicted model, not a curated record. Gene Ontology annotation, molecular function: mRNA binding. NCBI's taxonomy places the organism in Eukaryota, Metazoa, Chordata, Lepidosauria, Squamata, Anguidae.
AAUAGCUCUCUGUUUUUGAGCCGAGACAGCGAAAGCAUCAGGCACUUGUUAGCGUGAAGUCCUCAGAAGACUAGAAAGCAGGCCAGAAGCAGCGACAGAGAUAACAACUACAGCGGAAAGCAUUCCAACGUGCUGAAGAGAAGCGUGGAGGCUCAGCUCAGAAAUUAAAAGCAGAGGAAGGAUCCGAGGCAGAAAAGAACUUUUCCCACCUGGACUUUGGCUGUAGUGCAAGUGGAUUUGGACAGCAACUCUCCCUGUGGGUGAUUUCUGAUUCAUUUGUGUUUGUGAUUUUUUUGGGGGGGAAAGCAGUAGUCCACUUCUGGACAGGGUGCUUACAAAGAGGGCCACUCAAAGGGUUGAAGGCAAAGCGAGUUCAUCGCUGCCCAGCUAGGAACCAUGCAGUUGGAUAAUAUCAACCACGGGAGCAUCCACUCUUUCCAGGGUCACCGCAGCGUGGCCAACAACAAGCCUAAUGUCAUCCUUCAGAUAGGGAAGUGCAGGGCUGACAUGUUGGACCACGUCCGGAGAACCCACCGGCAUCUCCUGACUGAGGUGUCAAAACAGGUGGAGAGGGAGCUGAAAGGCCUGCAGAAAUCCGUGGGGAAACUCGAGGACAACCUCGAGGAUCAUGUCCCCUCGGCCGCCGAGAACCAGAGGUGGAAGAAAUCUAUCAAAGCCUGCCUGUCUCGAUGUCAGGAGACCAUUGCUCACUUGGAGAGGUGGGUCAAGAGAGAGAUGAAUGUCUGGAAGGAAGUGUUUUUCCGCCUGGAGAAAUGGGCUGACCGGCUAGAGUCUGGUGGGGCGAAGUAUUGCCAUGGGGACAAUUCCAGGCAAACCGUCUCUGUGGGGGUAGGAGGCCCAGAGAUCAGGCCCAGUGAGGGGGAGAUUUAUGAUUAUGCACUAGACAUGAGCCAGAUGUAUGCCUUGACUCCUCCUCCAUUGGGGGACAUGUCCACUGUGCCUCAGUCCCAUGACUCCUAUCAGUGGGUCUCUGUCACAGAAGAUGCUCCACCAUCCCCAGUAGAGACCCAGAUUUUUGAGGAUCCUAGGGAGUUCCUGACUCACUUGGAGGAUUACCUGAAGCAAGUGGGUGGGACUGAGGAGUACUGGCUCUCUCAGAUCCAAAACCACAUGAAUGGUCCUGCCAAAAAGUGGUGGGAAUACAAGCAGGACUCUGUCAAGAACUGGCUGGAGUUCAAGAAAGAGUUCCUUCAAUAUAGCGAGGGCACCCUGACGAGGGAUGCAAUCAAGCAAGAGUUGGAUCUUCCCCAGAAGGAUGGAGAGCCUUUGGACCAGUUCCUCUGGCGUAAGAGGGACCUGUAUCAGACCCUCUAUGUUGAAGCUGAGGAGGAGGAGGUCAUCCAGUAUGUGGUAGGGACCCUCCAGCCCAAGCUCAAGCGCUUCCUUAGCCACCCCUACCCGAAAACAUUAGAACAACUGAUACAGAGAGGCAAGGAAGUUGAGGGCAACUUGGACCAUUCUGAGGAGCCCAGUCCCCAGAGGACCCCUGAGCACCAGCUAGGGGACUCAGUGGAAAGCUUGCCUCCUUCCACUACUGCCAGUCCUGUGGAGAGUGAUGGAACUCUGCCAGAGGUUUCUGUCCCUCCAGCCACGGUGAUAUGAGCUAUGGAAUAGGUCAGUGGCUUAUUUAGGAAGGUGCUUUCCUUUCAAUGGGAGACUUCAGCCACAAUGGGUCUGAGGGUGUCUUCACACUUCAAUGGCCAAUAGGAGGAGAGUUGCUUUUUUCCUUAAGGACAGGCCA